This is a messenger RNA of Monomorium pharaonis (pharaoh ant), 928 nucleotides long. RefSeq lists its product as uncharacterized. Lineage: Eukaryota; Metazoa; Arthropoda; Insecta; Hymenoptera; Formicidae. Gene Ontology annotation, biological process: mitochondrial respiratory chain complex I assembly. Bases 224 to 742 code for a protein of 172 amino acids. The transcript has 3 exons. The record is from RefSeq and is a predicted model, not a curated record.
ACAUCUUUUUACUGGCAGCUGCAGCAGCAAAUUUAUUUUAAAGCACAGUGGAACGAGUAAACCUGUGUGAAACUCGCACACGCACAUUACAAUAUACAAUAUAUAUUUAAAGUAUCUUCCAAUCACGGUGUGACAUAACCUGCUGGCCAACGUGCCACUGCCUGCUUUUUGCUUUAUGGCGAAUUGAGUCGGCGAGGUUCGACCUACGACUUGCGCCUUAACCAUGUUAAUAACAUAUUUUUGGAAUAAUUGGAAGUACAGCAAUGCCCCGGAGGGCAAGCAGCCGUUUGAAAAGAUAGUUGGACUGACGAAAUAUGGAUUCGCCGCUAGUCUCGGGGUGGGCAUAUACGAUUCCAUACUCCUCUCUCAGACAGCGGGCUUCUGGAGUACAGCAAAUUGCCUGUCCUACUGGGUAGUACCUGUCACUGCCAUGUGCGCCACCUUUGCCUCCGUGGCGUACACGACGACGAAACUCCGGGGGAAAGACGGCUAUCUCAGUUACAUUCUAGCCUCAUUAGCCACAGGUGGAAUUUGCUAUCGUUGGCAGAAAGAUGGUAAAUUCGCUUAUCAAUUUACAGUUAUAUUGUUAGCGUUGUCCGCGAUCAAGAAGUAUGGCGAUUUGAACAACUGGAAUCCUCUCCCAAUACGUGAAAAGGAUGUAAGGGUGCGUCAACAAUUCACCACUUUCCCUUGGGACUUUACCCUUGUUAAGGAUCCUAGGGGACGUAGACCCUGGGAAUAAAGAUAUUUCAUGUACAGAAAAGAAAAAAGAUUAGUACCAUUGAUAUGUACAAGUUAAAUGGGGUCAAGUCUUAUUGUAUAAUCGAUGAUACAAGAAGAUAUGAAAUACAUAGCUUUCGCUUUUAUCAUGUAUUUAUUAGAUUAUAGUGCAGGAAAUAAAAAGGAUUGUAAAAAGAUGUUGUAUUAC